GAGACAGUUCACCAGUAGUGUCUCUCACGCUAUGCUCCUUAGACCCAGUUAACAACAUCGGAAUGAUGCCGUUCAAUAAAUCCAAUCGUACAAAAAUACACUCGAUUACGUACCGUUUCUCCGAAUUUCCGUCUUUGGAGGAAACCUUUUAAAUUGCCGCCGACGGGAGACUAUACGCAUUUAUUUACUACAGUCCGACGAAUACAAACAAAACCAUAUUUGGAAAGAUAGAUGAAAGAAAUUUUGCCAGUCAAAAAUUUGGGACGAUGGAACGCAUGCCGGUGGGGAGCUUCUCGCCUCGAGCUGUAAUACCUGGCUAAAACCCGGUAACAACUCUUAUGGACUGGUCCAAUAUUUCGGACACUGUUAAAAGUCUCUCAGUACUCCUGAGACGGAAGAUGGAGAGUCCGACAAGAUCCAACAGAAAUCCAGAGCCCGCCGAGCCGAGUCCCACGUACUCUUUACCAUCUCAGCCGUCGCCGAGAGCGCAGCAGCCGCUGAACAAGAGGGAAUCGGCGCGAAUUCAACUCGACGGAGCGACUUACACGAUAGUGGCUAGCUCAUCCGAACAUCCGGCUAAAGACGAGACGUCAACACAUUCAUCUAUACCAAGGAGUAAUGGGCAGGUGAACAAAUCUGGACCGUUGACUAUUGUAAGAAGGGGCGGCAACAGGAAAACGGGGGAAAAACACGAGACGGAGCGCAUCCCGAUCAACUCGGAUGACGACUUGCUGGAACGACUCGACCACGAUCCUGAUCUCGCCAUCACCUACGAUUCACCUGAUGCUUGUGAAAAUGCUGCUUUACGCUUGCGGGGACUGUUGGGACAGAUACAAAAAGGUGAAAUUUCAGCGGAAACUCUCCAAAAACACAUCCUCUUCGCUGCCAAAGUUUUAGAGGCGAUUUUUAUCGAUGAGAACAAGGGCCGAGGUGCAAAUCAAGGCAACGAUGAGCCCGAAGAGGAGAAGAGGUGUUCAAAGGAGGCAGAGGACAAACAGUUGGCGCCCAAACUGCACACCCACCAGCGUCGUCUGAGAGCUCCGGUUUGGGCCUCAAGGAGGCAGGCGGAAGAAGACGACGAGUUGUCAGAAGUACAACCGGACGCAGUGCCUCCAGAAGUGAGAGAAUGGUUGGCUUCGACGUUUACACGCCAACUGGGCACGACAAAACGAAAAAGCGACGAAAAGCCCAAAUUCAAAUCUGUGGCCCAUGCGAUCAGGGCGGGAAUUUUCGUCGACAGGAUCUACCGUCGCGUAAACACGGCUGCGAUGAUGCAGUUUCCACCGGAAGUGGUCAAGGUGCUCAAGACAUUAGAUGAAUGGUCUUUUGACGUUUUUGCCCUUCACGAUUCUUCCGGGGGACAGCCGAUCAAGUUCUUAUCGUACGAUUUAUUGAAUCGUUAUGGAAUCAUGCACAAAUUCAAAAUUGUUCCAGCCAGUUUGGAAAAUUUCCUGUUGAAAAUCGAAGAAGGUUAUGGGAAAUUCAAGAAUCCUUACCAUAACAACCUUCAUGCUGCAGACGUCACACAAACCGUCCAUUACAUGUUAUGCAAAACUGGCCUCAUGAACUGGCUCACUGAUCUCGAGAUAUUCGCAACUUUAUUUGCCGCUUUGAUCCACGACUUCGAGCACACGGGGACGACGAACAAUUUCCACGUUAUGUCCGGUUCAGAAACCGCUCUACUCUAUAAUGACAGGGCCGUUUUGGAAAAUCACCAUAUAAGCUCUUCUUUCAGGGUCCUAAAGGAAGACGAUUGUAAUAUACUGCAAAAUUUGUCGAGAGAGGAAUACAGAGAGUUUCGGACUUUAGUCAUUGAUAUGGUCUUGGCUACAGACAUGAGCUUUCAUUUUCAACAGUUGAAAACGAUGAAAAAUCUCAUCACCCUCGCUGAUGCCACAAUCGAAAAAUCGAAAGCGUUAUCAUUGGUGCUACAUUGCUGUGACAUAUCACAUCCCGCAAAACGUUGGGAACUCCAUCAAAGAUGGACAACACAGCUUUUGGAAGAGUUUUUCAGACAAGGGGACAAAGAGAGAGAGCUGAACCUGCCGUUCAGUCCGCUCUGUGAUAGAAACAACAUUAUGGUCGCCGAAUCCCAAAUCGGCUUUAUUGACUUUAUUGUCGACCCGAGUAUGGCAGUCUGCAGUGAUAUGUUGGAGGUUAUCCUAGCUCCAGAAAAACCAAACCCAAAAAAAGAAUUAGAAACCGAGACUGAACCAUUCGUCCUGACUAAGCCGUGGCUUGCGUGUUUAGCAGACAACAAACGACAUUGGCGAGACAAAGCCGUUCAUGAAGCAGCACAAAACGAGAAAAAAGAAUCGGACCAAAAGUUGGACAGCUAAACGCCCAAUCGAAUCGAGGUUCUCUGAUGUAAAAUCAAACGUAGUUACAACUUUAAAAAAAAUGAAGAAGCUUUGAAGCUUUGUAUCGAAAUCAUUAGAUUGUUCCCCAAUAUUCUUCACUUAUACAAAUAAUCAAAAUAUUAUUGCAUAAUAGAAAUGUAUAUGCUAACAUAUGCACAAAACACGGAAAACACGAUUGGCAGCAAUCGGAAGUAAUAUUUCUCUGUAAAUUUAUAUAAAUUUUGUUGUCCGCUGUUUGUGGUAUAUUCUAUGUAAUUACCUUACCUUUAACACAGUACUAACAGAGAAAAAAACACUAGCAAUACCUGAAAGCAUAUUCCCGACUCGUUUGUAUUAACACAAAAAAUCCUAAAAUUCUGUAUAUACUAUUUUAAUGUACAUAUUGUAGCUACGAUUUUUAGUCGGCCAAAUAUUAUGCUGUAUAUAUUGCAAAUACUAUUUUAAAAAGGUAUGCAGGUUAAUAUUAAAUAUAAAUAGCGAAAAUGUUAAACGUUGACCAAAUAGAUGAGAACAAAGCUUGUCUCUUAAACUCUAUGUACUGCUCUGAAUUUAUAGGGUUUAUCGAUUUCUUGUUAUUGUACAUAAAAAUGCAUAAAACAGGGUAUCUUAUUAUGAGUUAUUCAUUAGUAAGCAUAUAUAUUUUGGCCAUAACGGUACAGGGGUAAGGUUCUCAAUAUGUUGCUUGUUUCAAAUCCCUGUUAAAUGCAUAUACAUAUAUAUUUAUAUUUUUAUGCUAAAAUAUCUCAUACCAUACGGAUAUAAUUUUUGCUGUAUUGUUUUCUUAUUUAUAUACAAUCAAAUUAUAAAAAAGUUAAUAGAAAUAUGUUUACAUCCAAAAUCCUGCAUUAUUUUAUUAGUUGAUACUAUCUUUUACAAUGUUUUGUUAAGGAAUGCAAAAGGCAAAUAUAAAUCUUUAUAGUAAGACAGACCUAUUAGGCCUUUUCGAUUCCAUGGGACCUACAAGUCGUUUUCAUUGAUAUAUUGUAAUACUGAUUUAAAAUUUAGUUAUUACAGUUGAUGCAAUCAUAAAAAAUAUUUAAAAGAGAUUCUGGAGUGUUUAAAAAUGAUGGCGUCAAUUGUAGCCAAAGAGUUAGAUUAGAUUCUGUCAAGUGAUCCUAUAGUUUUUCAUACAUCUAUCCGAACUGUAUACUAAAAUAAAGUUUAUUGCAAGGUUG
Molecule: messenger RNA, 3535 nt
Organism: Cimex lectularius (bed bug)
Lineage: Eukaryota; Metazoa; Arthropoda; Insecta; Hemiptera; Cimicidae
Product: calcium/calmodulin-dependent 3',5'-cyclic nucleotide phosphodiesterase 1-like
Exons: 14
Coding region: 339-2339 (666 amino acids)
Biological process (GO): signal transduction
Molecular function (GO): 3',5'-cyclic-AMP phosphodiesterase activity
Source: RefSeq, a predicted model, not a curated record